UUCCAUAUAGAUAUAAUUGUUGGUGUAUUGAAAUAAUUGUAUGGAUUAUUAUGUGUGCAAUUCGAAUCAACCUAUUUUGAAUUACUAUAGGUGUUAAAAUGGUGGGCUAGUUCGAACCAGCCUGAUUCGAACUAGUGUGGGUCAUGUUUGCAUGAAUCAAUAUGAUUCGAAUUACUCCUUAAAUCUAUUCAUGCAUAAUUCGAACUAACCUCAUUCGAAUUAUAUUAAAAUAUGCUUUUGGCCGAUACAUGUUAUAUUUUUUGCUUUGGUAGAAUUACGUAAUUUCCUCUUUCAUUUGGCUUAAUAUGAUAUUUUGCCCACAAAUAUAUCAGCAAUUUUUGUGACUAGAACAUGUGUUACUAGUUUUUAACCACAAAUUAAAGCUCACCUUACUCUGGAAAUAAUAAUUUGGUGAACUUCAUGAAUUAACCCUUUUAAUUUAUUGAUGUUAUAUUAGGAUUUAUUUGUUGCUUCAAUAGACACAACAUCAAGCACAUUAGAAUGGGCAAUGGCAGAAUUGAUACAUAGUCCAAAAAAAUUGCUUAAAGUUAGAAAAGAACUUGAAGAAUCACUUGGCAAAAAUGGAGAAGUUGAAGAGUCUCAUAUCUCAAAGCUGCCAUACCUUAAUGCAAUUGUGAAAGAAACUUUGAGGCUUCAUCCACCAGCACCAUUUCUAGUACCCCACAAAGCAAAUGAUGAUGUAGAAUUAGGAGGCUUCACUGUUCCCAAAAGUGCACAAAUCCUAAUUAAUGUGUGGUCUAUUGGAAGAGACUCAAGUGUUUGGGCUAACCCUAAGUCAUUUGAACCUGAGAGAUUCUUGGAUACUGAAAUUGAUUUUAAGGGCAAAAAUUUUGAGUUGAUUCCAUUUGGUUCUGGAAGAAGAAUUUGCCCUGGAUUACCUUUGGCUUCAAGGACCUUGAAUUUUAUGUUGGCAUCACUUUUGUAUCACUUUAAUUGGAAGGUUGCUAAUGAGAUGAAUCCAGAAGAUAUAGAUAUGAGUUAUAGUUAUGGAAUUACCUUGCAUAAGGCCCAACCAUUAUUUCUUGUACCUAUCAAAGUUUAGUUGUUGAUAAUUAAUAUGGUUGGUUGAAUGAU
Messenger RNA from Arachis duranensis, 1095 nucleotides. RefSeq names its product cytochrome P450 76T24-like. Gene Ontology annotation, molecular function: iron ion binding; monooxygenase activity; oxidoreductase activity, acting on paired donors, with incorporation or reduction of molecular oxygen. The transcript has a single exon. NCBI's taxonomy places the organism in Eukaryota, Viridiplantae, Streptophyta, Magnoliopsida, Fabales, Fabaceae. The record is from RefSeq and is a predicted model, not a curated record. Bases 509 to 1063 code for a protein of 184 amino acids.